Molecule: messenger RNA, 891 nt
Organism: Paramecium primaurelia
Lineage: Eukaryota; Ciliophora; Oligohymenophorea; Peniculida; Parameciidae
Source: the annotation of a GenBank genome assembly
AUGAUAAGUAGGGAAGAUUCCAUUUCUAUAAGAAGUGAUGAAUAAUCGUUGGAUUUGGAUUGUAGAAUUAUGAAACCAAAGUUUAAAUAACAAGACUAUGAUACAUAUUAAACAGAAAUCAGUACUUCAGUCUAUAAAAGGAUAAUGGAGAUUAAAUCUAGUUCAAGUGAGUAUAAAUUUAAACAAUGUCAUGAAUCUAUUUUUUCAUUGAAUUAAAAUGAGUGUAGAAGGAAAUUGAGUGACUUUUAAAUUUAAGAUUAAAUUGAAGAAUAAAUGAAAAAUGAUCAAUAUGUAAAUUAAAAUUUUGAUAUUUUAUUGGGAAGAGAUAAGAAAAGAAAGAAAAAAAAUAAAAAAGGAUCUUUAUACUCUGUAAAAAGUUAAUCUCAAUCACCAAUUAAGAAUUAAUAAAUCUAAUUAUUAGAAACUUAAUCAAAAAAGUCUUAAAGAUCUGUAAAUAAAAGUUCAACAUAUCAUAAAUCAAAAAAAGGUAUGAGUUAUUCUUAAGAUAAAUAAUUUGGAUUUACCUUAGAUUAUUAAACAAUAAGAAUUGCAUAAAGAUCUAAUCAUUUAUUAACUCAUUAAUUUGAUUAAUUUAAGGAUCCAAUCUAAGAAAAAUUAAGUCUUAAUUAAUUAAAUAUAUAUUCUUUAAAUGAAAAUAAAUUAGGAUAGAUGUACAGAAAUACUAAUAAUUAUUUACUGAAUACAUCUUAACCAAAAAGUAUAUUAAAAAGUAAAUCUGUAAGUAGUGAAAAUAGCAAUGGAGAAAAUAGUAGUAGAUAUAAAUCAAUGAAAUCAUCAAUUUUUAAAAAAGUUACAUUUGAAUCAAUUAAAGUUUAAAAUAAUAUGAAAUAAUCUCUUCACAAUUAAUAAUAAUUAAUAAUAAUAUAGUGA